Messenger RNA from Capronia epimyces CBS 606.96, 1242 nucleotides. RefSeq lists its product as uncharacterized. Bases 1 to 1242 code for a protein of 413 amino acids. The record is from RefSeq and is a predicted model, not a curated record. Gene Ontology annotation, molecular function: oxidoreductase activity. The transcript has a single exon. Lineage: Eukaryota; Fungi; Ascomycota; Eurotiomycetes; Chaetothyriales; Herpotrichiellaceae.
AUGGCGCCCACCGCGGUCGACGUAGCGGCCCAGACCCCUCCCCCCAGCGGCGUGGCCAGCAAGAGUGCCAGCAGCAAGCCAGUCGACCUCUCCAUCUUCCCGGACGGAUUCAAGACGUCGGGCCAGCACCCUCCGCUCUACGACCAACUGUAUCCGUACAGCGCGUUUCCCAAACACAUCACGGGCCCGACGGUGUGGUCGGCAGAAGAGUACGCAGCCCACCCAGAACAAUGGACGCAUGUGUUCUCGCCGGAGGAGAUUGCCGAGCUAUCGGCGGCGGCAGACCAGUUCAUCCAACAAGGGUUGCCGCUGACGGGGAUCAACCCUAGCAACUUCCCGCUGCCGGGGCUGGCGCCGUCGCUGCGAGCGAUGCGCAACGAAGUGAUCAACGGCAAAGGCUUCAUCCUGUACAAGGGCUUCCCCGUGGCCGAAUGGGGCAACGCGAAGAGCGCGGUGGCGUACAUGGGGCUGGGCACAUACAUCGGGUACCCGGUGAGCCAGAACGGCAAGGGCCACAUCCUGGGCCACGUGAAGGACCUGGGCGAGGACAGCACGCAGAUCGACAAGGUGCGCAUCUACCGCACCAACGCGCGCCAGUUCUUCCACGUCGACGACUCGGACGUGGUGGGCCUGCUGUGCAUCGCGCGCGCCGCCGAGGGCGGCGAGUCCGACGUCGCCUGCGUGCACCGCGUGUGGAACAUCCUGCAGGAGGAAUACCCGGACGUGGCCGAACUGUUGACCCAGCCGGUCUGGUACUUUGACCGCAAGGGCGAAGUCUCGGUGGGCGAGGAGCCGUACAUCCGCACCAGCGUCUUCUACCUGGAAACCCCGGACCCGGAGGACCCGAGCAGGGAGCAGCGCGUCUAUUGCAAAUGGGACCCGUACUUUGUCCGCUCACUCUCCCGCUUCUCCGACAAGGGCAUCAUCCCGCCCCUGUCGCCGGCCCAGGUCCACGCCCUGGAGACGCUCGAGGCCGUGGCCGACCGCGUCAAGCUGCACAUGGUCCUCGAGGUCGGCGACAUCCAGUUCGUCACAAACACCCAUAUCCUCCACGCCCGCACCGCCUACAAGGACUACGCCCCGCACACCGGCAUGCCGCGUCGCCAUCUGAUGCGCCUGUGGCUGAGUUGUCCUCUCAACGAGGGCGGCUGGAGACUGCCUUUCCACGAUGUAAAUGAGAGGAAGAGAGGCGGCAUCCAGGUCGACGACACCCCACCCGUCGCGAGGUUGGAUGCCGAUUGA